GUUGAACAGCGUGUAUCAGCUGCUGCGGUGUGUAUCGCUCGCAACGUUCUUGAUACGUGUCCGUCCCGUGCGCGGUGUCCGGUGUUUGCUGCUGGCCGCAACGCUGGCGUAUCACGAAUCUAUGGGGAUUGUCUGCCGUCGCGCCGUCUCGCUGGGAUCUCUCUGUGUGCUCGCGUAAGGCGCCCGGUGCGCCUUCCCGUCACGAACAAGCAUGUGUCGGGCACGACUGUUACUCCACUUUCUGGCCCUUAGCCUCCUCCCCUUCGCCCAUACCGACGAGCACACUCACAUCUACGAGGACGGCGACGAAGUUGUAUUAUGGAUGAGCACGGUGGGGCCGUAUCACAAUCGUCAGGAGACGUACUCCUAUUAUUCCUUACCCUUUUGUACGGGCACCAAGGAUGUCAUCAAUCACUAUCACGAGACCCUCUCGGAAGCUCUUCAAGGGAUAGAGUUGAAGUUCAGUGGCUUAGAUAUCGAAUUCAAAGAGGAUAUGACAAAAACGGAGUACUGUCAGACAAGUUUAAAUGAAGAAAGCCAGAAGGCUUUUGUGUACGCAGUGAAGAAUCAGUAUUGGUAUCAAAUGUACAUUGACGACUUGCCAAUAUGGGGUGUUGUGGGAGAACCUGAAGAGAAUAACGGAAUUAUUUCCUAUCAUAUCUGGACGCAUAAAAAGUUUGAUAUAGGUUACAAUGGUAAACAGAUAGUGGACGUCAAUCUGACCAGUGAGAACAAAGUAAAGUUGGCGCAGGGUACGCAUAUUUCUUUCAGCUAUGAAGUCAAUUGGAAGAAGAGCAACGUCAAAUUCGAGGACAGAUUCGACAAGUAUCUGGAUCCUAACUUCUUUCAACACAGAAUACACUGGUUCAGCAUCUUCAACAGUUUUAUGAUGGUGAUCUUCCUGGUUGGACUGGUAUCGAUGAUAUUGAUGCGUACCUUGAGGAAGGAUUACGCCAGGUACAGUAGGGACGAAGAAAUGGAUGACAUGGAGAGAGAUUUGGGCGACGAGUACGGGUGGAAGCAGGUGCACGGAGACGUAUUUAGGCCUGCGAGCCACGCCAUGCUUUUCUCGGCUCUUAUAGGCGCGGGCUAUCAGGUCACGGUGGUUGUGCUGAGUGUAAUUAUUUUCGCUAUUCUGGGGGAACUCUACACGGAACGCGGCUCGAUGCUGUCGACAGCGAUAUUCGUGUACGCCGCGACGUCGCCUAUCAACGGUUACGCCGGCGGCGGACUGUACGCACGGAUGGGCGGACGCGUGUGGAUCAAGCAGAUGAUCCUCAGCGCCUUCAUGUUACCGCUGCUGGUGUGCGGCACGGCCUUCUUCAUCAAUUUCAUCGCCAUGUAUUACCACGCCAGCAGAGCGAUACCGUUCGGAUCCAUGGUCGCGGUCACGUGCAUCUGUAUAUUCGUGAUCUUACCGCUGACACUGGUAGGUACGAUUCUGGGGCGAAAUCUCGCCGGGACACCGGACGCCCCGUGCCGAGUGAACGCAGUGCCACGUCCGAUACCUGAGAAAAAAUGGUUCAUGGAACCGUUGGUGAUCAUCAUGCUGGGUGGCAUUUUGCCUUUUGGCUCGAUCUUCAUUGAAAUGUACUUCAUCUUUACCUCAUUCUGGGCAUACAAGAUCUACUAUGUCUACGGCUUUAUGUUACUAGUGUUUGUUAUUCUCAUGAUAGUGACGGUGUGCGUCACCAUUGUAUGUACAUAUUUCCUGCUGAACGCCGAAGACUAUCGAUGGCAGUGGACGAGCUUCCUCGCCGCAGCUUCGACGGCAGGUUACGUUUACAUUUACUCGUUUUACUACUUCUUCUUCAAAACCAAAAUGUACGGUCUCUUCCAAACGGCAUUUUACUUCGGUUACAUGGCGUUGUUCAGCUUGGCCCUGGGUAUCAUGUGCGGAACGGUCGGAUACAUCGGUACUAACGCUUUCGUGCGGAAGAUAUAUUCCACAGUCAAGAUAGAUUAAAGAGAGGAGCAGCACACAUCGCAACGACGCAUGUCGUCAUCAUUUACAUUGCGGAGCCCACGUGAGAUUCCCCCGUGCAGCGUGGUGCUCACUGCAUAGGACGACUCUGCCGGGAGGGAAUUCAUCUCGGGCAGUGAUGAUCAUGCCGCUCGUGCGGGAUUCUCGUGUACAGCCCGGCUCAUCGUCGACUUAAUUUACGCGACCACAUCGUAGGAGCGGCAUCAUCACGCGUACACGCCGCUCUCCGUGCGUUCCUCGAACGUAUUAUUACUCUUCCAACGAAACUCACGCCGUCGCGCGAUUACGAUCCGUUCGAAUGACGAUGUUCUCGUUUUCGCUGUUCGUCCGUUAAUUUCCUUUCCUUUCUCGCUCCGUCUGUCUGUCGGGGCGAAUAAAAAUGUGCUGUAAACGGGUCCUACCGUACUAGUAUGCGCGCAGUAUCGCGAGAGAACACACACACACACCACACACACACACAGUCGUCUGUCAAUAAUAAAAUAAUAAUUGUAAGUGUUAGUCGAAGUCCCAUACGAGUCCGAGCGGUUGUAACGAACGAACACUUCGCGAUCGUGCAAAUUUCAGAUCAUCGGGCGCCGCGCGCGUGUAUCUUGUCGCAAUAUUUUUUAUCUUGGGCACUGGCACGCGCUGCCAAGUGGAGUUGACAAAUUUGUAAUGGUCGAUGGUUCGAUAUACAUUACGAGUUCCUUCGAAUUUUGCACGAUUGCGAUUGUUUCUCGCGUGUACAUGAACAUAUAUAUAUAUAUAUAUAUAUAUAUAUAUUAUAUAUAUAUAUAUAUAUAUAUCCGGUGUGUCUCGCCUUGUGAAUCGCUUGAGAAACGCCAUGUAAAAUUGAAGGAACCGUCGUAUGCGAGAAGAUUUACGGAGUUUCCACACUCUCUUGUAUGCUUUCUAGCUAAAUAAAAUUUAGUACGAGCGGUAAAGCGCAACGACGUUUACGUUAUACAUAUACAUACAUACAUAUAUAUAUAUAUACAUAUAAUAUAAUACGAGGCAAGAUAAGUCUUUUUUUUCCUCCAGUUCGCGAAGAGACAGAGAGAGAGAGAGAGAGAGAGAGAGAGAGAGACGCGAGGUAAAAAAACUUCACGAUGCCGAGAGUUCUAACGGAUGGUUCGGGAUUAAAUUAGAGAGACGCGCUACAAUGACAAUGUAUUAUAAUUUAUUAACGGUAUAGUUUUGUAAGGAUCCCUUUCGUUGACACGCGUUGACUUGUGCGUUUCGGCGUAACGAUGACGAGACUCGUGAGUUCCAAUUUUACUUUUUGGGCUACUUUGCGGCCGUUCCGUCGCAGAGAAACUCUCGUCGCUGCGCUGAGUGAUGGAUCGCAGUAAAAAGAGACAGAAAGGCGCCGUGUGCAGAAGCUGUGUCGCGCAUCACGAUCUCCUCUCGUUUUGUAUUUCCGUUGUUACUGUACUUCGAUGAAGCGCCGUCGUUAAAACGAAACCGAGUCUCGGCCGCGAUCGCGACGAGGACGAGCGAGUCCUCAAUCGUGAUUCCUUGACCGCUGGCGGGUAAUCAUCCGUACGUACGUGUGUGUGUAUAUCAGUCGCCGUCGAAAAGCGAGGGAAGUAAAUGAUACCGUGACAAUUGAGAGAACGUACUUGGAUAUUCGCGAGAAACACGAUGACGACGAGAGUAUUGUGUCUCAGUGGUUUUACCGGAUAACUAUUGUCGAUGGGAGUCUUCGAAAAAAAUAAACGAUUUGUUGUUAGAUGUAGCGAUUCUAAAAAAAAUAUAUAUAUAAAAUUUCUACGUA
Molecule: messenger RNA, 3740 nt
Organism: Dinoponera quadriceps
Lineage: Eukaryota; Metazoa; Arthropoda; Insecta; Hymenoptera; Formicidae
Gene: TM9SF3
Product: transmembrane 9 superfamily member 3
Exons: 10
Coding region: 212-1966 (584 amino acids)
Biological process (GO): protein localization to membrane
Cellular component (GO): membrane
Source: RefSeq, a predicted model, not a curated record